CUCCGAGGGCAAGACUUCUUCACGCGUUCUUUCUUUCGUUUGUUUUUUGCUGAAGUAGAGGUAACGUCUUGGAAUAUCACCACGCGCCAAACUUUAAGAACAACCAAGCAGCAUGGCUUCCCCGGCAGAAACCUCCGUGACUUACGAGGAGUUGCGCGAUCUCGAGAACGAAUUCGAGGAUGUCGAGACCGAGAUUAUCCGCCAGCAGGUCCAGCUGUCCCGCCCCCUCUACGAGAAGCGUGAGAAGGUCGUAGCCCAGAUCCCCAACUUUUGGCCCCUGGUUUUCGAGCAGGCGCCACAAGACAUUGACGAGUACAUCCAACCCCAAGACUCCGCCCUCUUGCUAUCGUCUCUCUCUUCCUUUUCUGUCUCCCACUUCGAAAUCGAGAACGGUGGCUCCGGAGACCCCCGUAGCGUCCUCUUCCGUUUCGAAUUUGCCGAAAACGAGUACUUCGAGGACAAGGUGCUGGAGAAGAAAUUCUGGUCGCGCAGAAGCAAAGGCGGUUGGACAGGCUUGGUCAGCGAGCCGGUGAACAUCAAGUGGAAGAAGGGCAAGGACCUUACGAGUGGCCUGCUCGGCUUGGUCAACGCCGUCUGGGAAGAGGAGAAGGCUGCUGGCAACCAUUGGUCCACCGUCAAGGGCGAGGAUUUCACGGACAAGCAAAAGGAACUCAAAAACCAGAUUGAGAAAAUUGGGCUCGGAGGCCUUAGCUUCUUUGCCUGGUUCGGCUACAGGGGCAGGAGAGUAUCUGCCGAGGAAAACAAGGCAGCCAUUGAAAAGCUUCAAGAAAAGCGACAAGCCAGAAAGGCUACCGCAGAGGCCGGUGAAAGCAAGAAGGAGGAAGACGAGGAAGAGGAGGAGGAGGAGGAGGAGGAGGAGGAGGAGGAGGAGGAGGAUGAGAUCGAGUUGGAGAUCUUUCCGGAUGGCGACAGCCUUGCACUUGCUCUCUCAGACGACCUGUGGCCCGGUGCUAUCAAGUACUUCACCCAAGCACAAGAACAGGAGUUGGCAAGCGACGACGACUUUGAAGAUGACGAUGACGAUGAUGCUGAUGAGGACGAUGAGGAGGAUGAUGCCGACGCCAGGCCGGCCAAGAAGCGCAAGGCGUAAACAGACAAAAGGAACGACAUCUCUUGGUGAUAUACGGAACUUUUGGCGCAAAAGCGUAGUGCCUUCUAUUACGAUCUCGACGAAAUGCAAUUUAUUCGCAGCUCAAGAUCACCGGACAUCGAUUCGGACGGCUUGACAACAAUACAGAUUACUUGGAUUACAUCAGAGGUUUGGGUGCUGAAUCGCAUGCAGCAUUGCAAUCGAAGCUAGCCGCCAGGUUGACCCUUGGCCUUUUCGGGUCCGAUCAACAUCGUCCGGUCUUGGCGUCAAGUCCAGACUGCUUCAAAGGGCACCACAAGGAUCACAGUUUUAAACAACCAUCGACCUUUACUAAUGGCGAUCAAUGACUAAUAUGCCAAUAUGGAAAUUUAUGGAUGCUAUGGAUAUGUUUGAAUUUUUCAUUGAAAUCUUUUAACGU
This is a messenger RNA of Neurospora tetrasperma FGSC 2508, 1529 nucleotides long. RefSeq lists its product as uncharacterized. NCBI's taxonomy places the organism in Eukaryota, Fungi, Ascomycota, Sordariomycetes, Sordariales, Sordariaceae. Gene Ontology annotation, biological process: nucleosome assembly. Gene Ontology annotation, cellular component: chromatin; nucleus. The record is from RefSeq and is a predicted model, not a curated record. The transcript has 3 exons. Gene Ontology annotation, molecular function: chromatin binding; histone binding. The coding region runs from base 113 to 1111 and encodes 332 amino acids.